Messenger RNA from Thalassophryne amazonica, 967 nucleotides. RefSeq names its product protein C19orf12 homolog. Bases 117 to 542 code for a protein of 141 amino acids. The transcript is spliced from 3 exons. The record is from RefSeq and is a predicted model, not a curated record. Lineage: Eukaryota; Metazoa; Chordata; Actinopteri; Batrachoidiformes; Batrachoididae.
GUCACACAGAGUGCGACGAGGAGCAAGAUCAAAAAUCACAGACUGGACAUAAUGUUUGUUUGUUUUUACUGAAUAAACGCAGCAAAUAUUAAUGACUAUUUAGUCGCACCGCAAGUAUGUGUCAUAGAAUCCAGGAUGUCAUGAAGCUUUGUUGUGAGCUAUCAGCCAAUCAGCAAAUUCAGACCACAGUGAGAAGCUCGGGAAAGGGAGCAGCAGCUGCUGGAGGACUGGCCUUUGCUGGAGGUUUGAUUGGAGGUCCUCUUGGUGUUGCAGUUGGUGGUGCUGUCGGGGGCCUUCUGGGAUGCUGGAUGACCAGUGGACAAUUCAAACCACUGCCUCAGAUCAUCAUGGAGCUUAGUCCUCUGCAGCAGCAGAGGCUUUAUGAUAACAUUUUAGUCAUCCUGGGUGAUAUUCAGUGGACUGAUUUGGCCCAGCUGGUAGCUCUGGUGAUGGGCAACACCACCCUGAAGCAGCAGCUUACAGCUGCCCUUCUUGGCUACAUCACCAAGGAGCUUCAGGCAGAGGUACAAUAUGUGGAUUAAUCUCUCUGGACAUGCUGGAAUAUCCAAGAGGCCUACCUAAGUGUUUGGAAGAAUGGUAUUUCUUUGUAAUGGCAUGAUGUGUUUUUCUGAAGCCAAGAUUAUCUUGCUGUGAGAUUUACUGUUUAUACAUUUUAUUCCAUAGAAUUUUAGUGGAAUUUUGUGGAAGCUAUCACAGACUUGCUGGUUAAAGGGAAGAUUAAAAAUGACUGACUUAAAAAGCUGAAAAAUGGGUAAAUGUAUUUUGAGAAAUACAAUCAUGAGGAGAAGCAAUUGCUAGUCAUUGUAUUUAUUAUAUCCAUCUUGGCAUUGUAGUGUUUAUUAAUAUAUUUAUUAUUACUCGGAGGAUGUUCAUUCAGUUGUGUAAUUUUGUAGAAAAACAGAUCACAGACAUGACACAAAACUAAAGUCAUUUCAAAUGGCAACUU